AGCGGGCAUGUUUUUACGAAUUCGCUCAGAUAUAUAUAUAAGAAAAUUUAUUAAUUGUCAGACUCUGUUGAGUAUAAUUGUUGAAGAGAAACGUCUAUUAAAGUUCGAUUUUUAACUGAAGCCCCUGUCUACACACCAUCACAGUAAGCCGACAUACGCAGACGUAGUAGAGUGUUGCUAAGUAUCACCUUUUGUUUGAAAUUUGUUCUAACAAAAGAUGCUCAUGAUCAACAUCUUACAGCGUUUGCAUAUGUCCACCAGUCUUAAGAAAGCGCUUUUAUGCAAUGGCGAAGAGAACAUUUCAUUGAUAAUGUGAAAGAAAUUGGCGACUGAGAUGUGUUACAUGUAGAUAUAACUUUGAGAAAACACGAUGAUGGAUUUAGGUUCAGCCCAGAGUCUUUCAUUAAAGACCAUUUGUGUAAUCUCUGUUCUGCUGGGAUUAGCUGACGGAGAUGUGAUUUCAAAGUUUUUCGCAAACUACGACAAAGCUCUUAGACCGGAUAUUGAAUUGGACAAACCCACCAUAGUCGAAUGUAGUUUGUACGUGGAGUCUUUUGGAAACAUUGAAGAAGCAAAUAUGGAGUACAAAGUCUAUGCAUAUUUUCGUCAGUACUGGAAUGAUUCUCGCCUCGCUGGAAAGCUGAACCGCACCCUUAAUUUGAUGGGAAGUGAUAUCGAGCGCAUGUGGGUCCCAGAUCCUUACUGUUAUAACGCGCGUGAAUCGACCAUGAUGAAUCCAGACGAAGAAACGCACAGCAGCCUCAAAAUUAAACCCAAUGGAGAGAUCAGUUACAGUAGAGGGGUAACUUUGCUCGCCUCGUGUAAUAUGGACCUCCAUCAUUUUCCGCUGGACUCGCAGGAGUGCAUUCUCAAGUUUGGAAGCUACGGCCAUUCUACGGUCGACAUUAUCUUCAAGUGGGUUCCUGGAGACACUGAAGUCUCUAUUGGAUACAAAGAAAUGGCUCAGUUUGAAUACAAAGGCUCCAAAUUGACAAGCGGUGCAGAUGAGUUUGGCGCGGCUGGGAGUUUUUCCACCAUGACAGCCACGUUUUUAUUCCAUCGACGCAUCGGCUAUUACCUUAUUCAAGCCUACUUCCCAAACAUAUUUGUUGUAAUCCUAAGCUGGAUUGUUUUUUGGAUGGAUAAGGAAGACAUGGGAAACAGGAUAACCCUGGGAAUCACAGCCAUCUUAACCAUCAUGUUUCUUCUUGGAUCUCUCAAUGGCAAUUUGCCUAAAGUCAGCUACCCAAAGGCUCUUGAUUGGUAUCUGCUGGUGUCAUUCAGUUUUGUGUUUCUGUCAUUGCUUGAAUGUACGGUCGUGUUUCUUUUUGUAUCGAGCGCCAAAGAAGACGAAGAGAACAUUGCCUACAAGUGCCAUGACAACCCUCUGGAGACAAGAAAGUCCUCAUCUUAUAAAUCAGUUAAGUCAAAGGGAGAAUCUUCCAGUGCUGAACACGCUGAAAACGGGGGAAUGUCAAAUGCAGGAUGUGAUGACCUUGAAAUGGUUUAUCGCGGAAUUAAAUCUAACAAGGCCGUGGUGGAUGAUGUGUCAGUCCAUAGCAACAGGAGCAUCAAAAACAAACGAAGGGUGACAAUAGCGGUCAACAUUGACAGAGCAUCACGUGUUCUCUUUCCACUGGCCUUUAGCAUCUAUAACAUUUUUUACUGGACUCACUAUUAACUCGUUUUGUUUAGGGAAAAUGAUGUCUGUGGUCUCGGCUGUAAGACAAACUUAGAGCAAUAUACAGGCUCGAACUAACCAUAGGUAAGAAGAUCAAACCAUAUACGUUGGGUCUUCUGGUAGCCUUAACCGGAAAACUUAACAUUUAUAGUACUUAAAACAGUAUUAAGCUUUGCUUGAUUCGUGAAAUUAUACUCCAACGCCGAAGUGCCAAAAACGUGCUUUUUCCCCAGGCUUAUUUUUCUAAUUUGUUUUAGUUUUCAUAAUUCAGAUCGUAUAUAUAUACAUUGUUUAGUGCUAGAAGUGGUAAUAAUUCUACCUGUGUCAGUAUGUUGUGCAAUACGAAGGCAAACGUGUUCGUGCU
This is a messenger RNA of Orbicella faveolata, 2045 nucleotides long. RefSeq names its product gamma-aminobutyric acid receptor subunit beta-3-like. The record is from RefSeq and is a predicted model, not a curated record. Gene Ontology annotation, cellular component: membrane. Lineage: Eukaryota; Metazoa; Cnidaria; Anthozoa; Scleractinia; Merulinidae. Gene Ontology annotation, biological process: monoatomic ion transmembrane transport. Gene Ontology annotation, molecular function: extracellular ligand-gated monoatomic ion channel activity; transmembrane signaling receptor activity.